AUGUCAGCAACCUCGGAAAAAUUUCAUUUCGUAUUUAGCCAUGAACUUGAAGAACGAAUUCAAAUCAAAAUUUCUUCAAUCGAUGGCGAUCGAACACAACCACAGCAACAGCAAUCACCAGUACAACCUACGAACGAUAUCUUUUUUUCCAAUAAUCCAUCAUUUAUACGAAAUUUAAGUGAUGUGAAACGUAGUGAACCUUAUGUUCUGUGCCAAGUCUUCUCCGAUGGGCAAUCACUAUGCAUGCCAGUUCAAACCUCCUAUAAAUCAUUCACUGAUAAAUGGAAUUGGAAUGAAUGGCUAACAUUACCAUUGAGAUACUGUGAUUUACCACGUCAUGCAAUACUCGCAUUAUCAAUUCAUGAAAUCAUUUCUCCUACACAAGUUCGCAUUAUCGGUAGUACAACUAUUUCGUUAUUUGAUUCGGAAGGAGUUUUUCGACAAGGAAUUUACGAUUUAAAAGUGUGGCCGAACGUUCUUCCGGACGUCAGAUUCAAAACGUCAACACCUGGUAAAAUUGAACAAACAUCAAAUGAUGAACCAAUACUCAGCAAUCAUACGAAUCAAACAAUAAAGUCAGUCUCGUCAGCGCCAGUGAUAGCUACAGCUAAUCUACAAUACAAUCGAAAACAGAUCACAUCUAAACCCUUGAAUAUCACCUGGAACGAUGACAGUGCAUAUCCAAUGUUAGACGAAUUAAGUCGAAUAGCAAAAUUAAUUAAAACUCAGUGUGAUGGCCAUACUAUCAACCAGGAAUGGCUUGAUCAAUUAGCACUGGCGAAAGCACGAACGUGUCUCGAUAAAGAACGUUCAACCUCGAAAUCGAUGUUGUUAUUAAUUGAAUUUGCACGAACGACAGUCGAAGAUAAUGAAUGCAUUGCACUUUAUUUUGAACCGAAAUGUGACGAUGUAUUGAAUUAUCCUAUUGGUUACACAGAUCUCGCUGUUUAUGAUCCUGAAAUCGAUCUCGAGAAUAUUGUGGAGAGUAAGCAUUUAAAAUUAUCUCGAAGUGCUCGAAAAGCAUUGGACAAAGACUUAAAACCAAAUCUGGAACAGCGUGAUAAACUUAUGCAAAUCUUAGCCUAUCCUCCGGGAUACUAUCUGUCUAUCGAAGAGCAAGAUCUAGUAUGGAAAUAUCGCUUUUUUCUCUCACAAUAUAAAAAAGCACUCGCUAAAUUUCUCCAAUGUGUACAUUGGGAUAAAGGUGAAGAAGUAAAACAAGCACUUGAUCUUCUGCAACAAUGGGUUACCAUGGAUACCGAAGAUGCACUCGAACUACUGGGACCGACAUAUCAUGAUCCAAAAGUUCGUUCCUAUGCUGUUGCAAGAUUACGACAAGCAUCUGAUGAAGAUCUUCUCUUAUACUUGCUGCAAUUAGUACAAGCUCUUCGAUACGAACGAUAUGAUUUGAUUAAUGCAAGUGUUAUCGAUUCGAUUCCAGAAGAACAAUCGAGUGUGUCAAAUGGGCUUUAUGAAAACUUUGCCUCUGCCAUAGGACAAUCGGAUUCUACAUCUAGUGAUUCAAGCAAAUCAUCAUUACCUGAAGUUGAUUUGUCGACAUUUCUCAUUCAGCGUGCAUGUGAAAAACCUGUCGUAGCAAAUUAUUUAUUUUGGUAUGCAUACGUUGAAUGUGAAAAUAAUAGUUCAUCAAAAGACAAAACUACCAGUGAAAUGUACCAAACAUUUGUUAAUCGACUCCUGUUAACCCUGAAAACCAAAAAUGAACAAACUCAACAAGUUCGUCUUUCAAUUGAAGCACAAAAGAAAUUUGUCGAUAAACUCGUGGAAUUAACAAACAUUGUCAAACGUGUUCAAGGUUCAGCAAAAGUCAAAGAAGAAAAAUUACGUAAUUUGUUAUUAGCUGGUGAUGAAUCGCCAGUGAAGUUUAAUUUUCUGAAUUUUGAUCCUAUUCCUCUACCGCUUGAUCCUGAAGUCCAAAUUCGUGGAAUCAAUCCUGAUAAAAUUAAAAUAUUCAAAAGUGCGAAAUUACCAUUUCUAUUCGUAUGUAAAACAACAAAUGACGAAGAAUACCCAAUUAUUUUCAAAAAUGGAGAUGACCUUCGACAAGAUCAACUAAUUCUGCAAAUCAUCAUGUUGAUGGACCGAAUUCUUCGCAAAGAAAACAUUGACUUGAAAUUAACACCUUACAAGGUCUUGUCGACAAGUUUGAAAUAUGGUUUCGUGCAAUUUAUUGAUUCUCAAUCGUUACGAAGAGUACUCGAACGUAGUCGUACCAUUCGUCAAUAUCUCCAAAGCAAAGCAAUAAUCACGAAUAGCGAAGAUGCAACUUUCAACGAUAUCGGGAUUCCUCACGAAGUUCUCGAUGCUUAUGUCAAAAGUUGUGCCGGAUACUGUGUUGUUAUGUACCUGUUGGGUGUCGGCGAUCGACAUCUCGAUAAUUUGUUAUUACGUGAUUCGGGUCAAUUGUUUCAUAUUGAUUUUGGCUUUAUCAUGGGCCGAGAUCCGAAACCACUACCCCAAGCGAUGCGUGUUUCGAAAGAUAUGAUGGAAAUGCUAGACGAUAAACGCUUUCUUGAUUUUCUACGGCAUUGUUUUACUGCAUUUAUUAUUCUUCGAAAACAUGCAAAUGUAUUUGCAAAUUUAUUUUCUUUGAUGCUCGAUGCAAAUAUUCCUGAUAUCGCUUUAGAACGUGAUAAAACAGUUAAAAAAUUACUCGAUAAAUUUCGUUUGGAUCUCGAUGAUGAAAAAGCAAUUAGUUAUUUGAAAGAUUUGAUUGAUUCAAGUAUUGGCGCUAUUGUCCCUCAAGUCUAUGACUAUUUUCAUAAUUUGUUACUCGCUUUUCGAUGA
Messenger RNA from Adineta ricciae, 2808 nucleotides. The record is from the annotation of a GenBank genome assembly. NCBI's taxonomy places the organism in Eukaryota, Metazoa, Rotifera, Eurotatoria, Adinetida, Adinetidae.